GACUAUAAGCUCCACUUCCUGGAUACGCGUUCAGAAAAACAGCCAGGUUAGGUUUGUCAUAAUUAUCUCACACCGAGGUUCCGUUAACCUGUAGAAAACACACAUUAAGGCGCGAAUCUUCUACGAUAAAUGGUCGUUUAACACCAGGAAAAUACCGAGGAUGACGGAAACAGGAUAGCGACGCGGCGCGCGCAGAAGUCGUAGAGAAAGAGCGCCACGUCAUUGAUCGGCGGAGGAGUCAGAAAAACACACCCGGGAUUUAGUCGGAGUUGUUUGGACCAGAUAUUAGACGGUUACGCAGUUCACCUUCAAUGAGCUGCUGCCUCCGUGUAGUUUAACAUUUACUCACCAAAGCAGGACCAGUCGAUAAGCGGUUCAAAAUGACGGCGUCUAACUGGGGUCUCAUCAUGAACGUGGUGAACAGCAUCGUGGGAGUCAGUGUGCUCACCAUGCCCUUCUGCUUUAAACAGUGUGGGAUAGUGCUGGGAACUCUCCUAUUGUUCUUCUGUUCGUGGAUGACCCACAAGUCUUGCAUGUUCCUGGUCAACACGGCGAGCAGCACCAAAAGAAGGACCUAUGCAGGACUGGCCUUCCAUGCUUACGGGAAACCAGGGAAAACAGUGGUGGAGAUGAGUAUGAUUGGUUUGAUGUUGGGGACCUGUAUCGCCUUCUACGUCGUGAUAGCUGAUCUGGGCUCAAAUUUCUUCGCUCAGCUGUUGGGUUUACAGGUGACUGGCAGUUUCCGCGUGCUGCUGCUGAUCGCCGUGUCCCUGUUCAUCGUCCUCCCGCUGAGUCUGCAGAGGAACAUGAUGUCCUCCAUCCAGUCCUUCUCCGCUAUGGCUCUCAUGUUCUACACCCUCUUCAUGUUCACGAUGGUGCUGUCCUCGUUCAAACACGGGCUGCUCAGCGGCUGGUGGCUAGUGCAGGUCAAUGUGGUGCGCUGGGAGGGUGUGUUUCGCUGUCUCCCCAUCUGUGGGAUGGCCUUCGCCUGUCAGUCGCAGGUGCUGCCGACCUACGACAGCCUGGACGAGCCGUCUGUCAAACGCAUGAGCACCAUCUUCACGUCGGCCCUCAACGUAGUCACCAUCUUCUACAUCACCGUGGGUUUCUUCGGCUACGUCAGUUUCACAGAGAACAUUGCCGGCAACGUGCUGAUGAACUUCCCGUCCAACCUGGUGACAGAGAUGAUCCUGGGCUUCAUGAUGUCUGUUGCUGUGGGAUUUCCCAUGAUGAUCCUGCCUUGCCGCCAGGCCAUCAAUACCAUGCUUUUUGAGCAGCAGCAGAAGGAUGGGACGUUUGCUGCCGGGGGAUACAUGCCACCUCUGCGCUUCAAGAUGAUCACCCUCUGCAUUGUGUUUGGCACCAUGCUGGGAGGCAUUCUCAUCCCCAACGUGGAAACCAUUCUGGGUCUGACGGGAGCCACCAUGGGCAGCCUCAUCUGCUUCAUAUGCCCUGCUCUCAUCUACAGAAAGAUCCAGAAGAAUGGCAUCAUCUCUCAGCUGGUGCUUUGGGUGGGUCUGGGCAUCCUGCUGAUCAGCACCUUUACCACCCUCUCGAUUUCGGCCAGAAGCCCCGGCACCAGGAUCCAACCUCCUCCUCCUCCAGCACCAAAGAUCAACCUGCAGCUCCCGGACCUCCCUGAACUACACGACAAUCCUUCAAACAAGAAGCCAGCAGAGAUAGAAAAACCGAACAUUCCAGCUGUGGAUGUGAUACAACCUGUUGAGAGGGCCCCGGCUGAACCUCCCCAGAUUAAGGGACCAGUGGAACUCCCUGAGAGGAAGAAGGAGGAGGAGGUGCAGUUGGACCGCCCCGAUGCUGGUGUUGCCGUGCCAGAGGCCGAAGCCCAUCGCCACGAACCACCCAUUCCUCAUGACGAGGUCAUGGUGGACACAAGGAAAAACAACGAGGAGCUGGAAGAGGAAAAGAAACAACCUGCAGGAGGAGGAGAGGAAGACCCAAAAAGAGAUGAAGAGCAAGGCUUAGGGCACGCUGUGGAGGCAGCAGACAAAAAAGACAAAGCUGAAGAGAAACCAAAGCCCGCAGAGGUGGCUGUGCGGAAAGAGGAAGUGGAUUUGGGUGGAGGUGAAGUCCAGUCUAAUGAGGUGGUGGAGAAGCCGGGUGCACAGGGAGACAAAAAGCAGGACGUUGCCCCGCUAAAGGAAAUUGAGAAGCUCGAUCCUGUGAAAGAUCCUGUCGCAGGGAAUGUAGUCGUCAAUCAGGUGGAUAAAGUGGGCAAAGCUCCAGAUGCUGCAGGGAAACCUCCACUUCCUGAAGGAGAGCAUCAUCCUGAUGCAGACGAGGCUCCAGCUGCAGACAGCAAAGACACGGCAGACGAGAAGAUGGAAGUGAUAAAAAAGCUGGUUGCAGAGGGCCAGCUGGACCACGCCGUGCUACUGCAGGUGAUCAAGGAGCAGCAAGAGCAGCAGAAGAGACUUCUUGACCAGCAGGAGAAACUACUGGCUGUCAUCGAAGAGCAGCACAAGGAAAUCCACCAGAAACAACCUGCUGGGCUUGCUGAAGGUGAGGCAGAGAAGGGCAUCCAGGAGGGGGUGGAAGGUGGAGUAGCAAAACCCAAAGAGUCUGACCCGGACUCAGACCUGAAGCAGCCAAAGGACGCAGCAGGAGCGGGAGCAGCCGAGCCUCAUGUCAUGGCCCAGAAUCAAGCGCAGGCUGGAGAUAUUGUUGCUGAGGUUGGGGCUCCUAAAGUAGCUGUUCAAGCAGCUUCUAAGGACGACAGCCACGCUGUGAUUGGAGGAGAAUCCCAUAAGCAGAGUGAGCUGGGGGCGAGAGGAGUGCCACUGGGAAAGAAAAAGCCCGAUAAUCGUCUGCCUGUACCUCAAAAUGAUCAGGUAGCUCAACUAAAAGACGAAGAAAGAAGCCUAGAUAAGGAAAAAGAGAAACUUGAAAGUAUUAAAAAGGAACAGAUAGAGAGAGAGGUUCAGGCAAGACUGGAAAAAGAGCGAGUGGAAAGAGACAGAAAAGAAAAACUGGCUAAAGAGCAAGAGUUGGAAAAGGAAAGACUAGAGAGAGAAAGGAUAGAAAAAGAGGUGCAAGCGAGGUUAGAAAAAGAACGGGCGGAGAGGGAGAGACAGGAAAGGGCCAGACAAGAGGAGUUAGAGAGGGAGAAAGCGGAGAAAGAGAGGAUAGCAAAAGAAGUGCAGGCGAGGGUGGAAAAAGAACGACUGGAAAGGGAGAGAAGAGAGAAGCUGGCCAGAGAACAGGAGCUUGAGAAAGAGAGAGCGUUGAAGGAGAAACUGGCACAGGAGAAAGCUGCAGAGGAGAGACUUCAGCAGGAGUUGCAGAAAGCAGACAAUGAAAUACUUGAGAAGGCGAAAAAAGAGAAACAGGCGGAGGAGGCUCGGGAGAGGCUGGCCCAGCUGAAGCAAGCCGUGGAAGACAGACAGGCUGCACAGGGGGCUGAGAGAGAAGACGGCGAAGCUUUGAAGAAAGGAGGACGAGACCUCAAAGAGAAAGUUGCCGCUGAGGCGGACCCCAGAGAAGGUGUGGAAGACGGGGCCGUCAAAGCAGAGGCUCACCCCCAGGGCUCCCACGAGAAGGUCAGGGACCAGGGAGACAUGGAUCUAAGGCGGAGGCGAAGGGCACUGGGACUCGGGGAAGCUGGAGGGCCCCCCGAGGAGACCGGGGUGUCCAGGGGGGUGCCGGGGCUGGAGCCCCUGCUGGAGCUGGGGGGCUCAGACCUGCACGCGGCCCUGGAGGAGCAGCUACUGGCUGGGGCAAUGGUGCACUCGCGGCAGAUUAAACAAGCCUCAGAGGAUGAGGGAGCGAAAUAACACACAUCACACACACAGAUUCUCCCUCAAUGAUUGGACAGCAAGUUCAACACACACUGUGCACCUGCAGAAAACUUCUAAUACUGUGGACCAUAAUAUCGAUGCCUUACAUUCUUCACUGCCUUUUGAAAUGUUAUGGACAAAGAGGAACAUUUUCUCUGUCUUGAUACUGUGUACUCCAGAAAUAACCCAAAGUUUUUACAGAGAACCCCA
Messenger RNA from Plectropomus leopardus (leopard coralgrouper), 4007 nucleotides. It is a transcript of the gene slc38a10, whose product is annotated as solute carrier family 38 member 10. The record is from RefSeq and is a predicted model, not a curated record. Gene Ontology annotation, cellular component: membrane. Gene Ontology annotation, biological process: amino acid transmembrane transport. Gene Ontology annotation, molecular function: L-amino acid transmembrane transporter activity. Lineage: Eukaryota; Metazoa; Chordata; Actinopteri; Perciformes; Serranidae.